This is a messenger RNA of Racocetra persica, 1370 nucleotides long. Lineage: Eukaryota; Fungi; Glomeromycota; Glomeromycetes; Diversisporales; Gigasporaceae. The record is from the annotation of a GenBank genome assembly.
CUGCAAUUAUUGCAUUUGUUAGCUGGUUUCUGUAUAAAUGUUAUAUUUAUCCUUCAUAUUUGUCGCCAUUACGUAAAAUUCCUGGCCCACCUGUUGGUAAUUUAAUUCUUGGGCAUACCUCUUUUAAAAAGCAAGAUUAUGGUAAAGCCUUUUCUCAGUUAGCAAAACAAUAUGGUGGAAUAGUUAGAUAUCAUUUCUUAUUGAAUAAGCCAUAUCUUGUAAUUACCGAUCCAAAACUCGUACAAAAGAUAUUGGCGAGUUAUGAUUUUCCGAGGAGUUACAUUAACUCCGCUAUGAUGAAGGAUCUAGUUGGUGAAGGAGGCCUUGUAGUUGCUAAUGAUGAUACUCAUAAACGACAAAGAAAAAUGUUGUCUCCUUCAUUUUCUUUUGGCAAUGUCAAGGAAAUGCUUCCAACAUUCAUUCAAGCUGCCCAUAAUUUAAAAGCUAUCUGGAUGAAAGAAAUUGGUAAUAAGAGAGAGGAAAGAAUUACGAUUACAACUACAACUUCAAAGAUAGCUUUGGAUAUUAUUGGCCUUGUUGGCAAGGCUCUUUCCAAUCUCCUUCCGUUUAUCAGAAAAAUUCCAACACCUAAUAACAAUAAAUAUUAUGAAUCUAUUAAAACUAUCAAUAAUAUUUCCGAGAAAUUAAUUGCUGAUAAGAAAAAUUGUCCUGUUCAAGGAACAGAUUUAUUGUCAUUAUUGAUAAAAGCAAAUGAUCAAUCACCCGUUGACGAACAAUUAACUCAUUCUGAAUUAGUUGGUCAGGUUAUGACAUUACUCAUAAGUGGACAUGAGACCACCAGUGUUACAAUAUCUUUUGCACUAUACUUUCUAGCAGCAAAUCCUGAUAUUCAAGAUCGUCUUCGCAAAGAAAUACUUGCUAUACUUCCUGAUCGUGAUUGUCAUCCAACUGCUGAUCAAAUUGAACAAUUGAAAUUUUUAGAAUGUGUCUUUAAGGAAGUUUUAAGAAUCGUUCCGCCUGGGAGUGUAAUCCUUCGUACUAAUGUAAAAGAUGAAACUUUUAAUGGUUACUUUAUUCCAAAGAAAACACCAUUGUUGAUCCCCAUCUCCUCAAUCCAUCAUGAUCCCUCAGUUUGGGGUCAUGAUGCUGAACAUUUUAACCCAUAUCGAUGGCUCAAUCCGGAAAUAAAGUCAAAUAUAACCAAUUUUAAUUUCAUACCUUUUAGUGCGGGUCCAAGAAGUUGUUUGGCAAUGAGAAUGACAAAUUUAGAAAUUAGAACUAUAUUAGCUGUGAUUAUUAGAAAUCUUGAAUUUAAAUUAGUUGAAGGUUUUACCUUUGAAAAGACACAUGGUAUUACAGUUAAACCUUAUCCCGGAAUUGAUCUAUUGGUUUCAAUUGUAGAUCGUUAA